UGCUCCUCACCAGCCAGUGAACAACGCUCGUCCUCGGAUCGGCUCAAGAUCGAAGUUUCCUUUUCGUUUCUUCUCUCUUGGUCCUUUUCCUUAGUCCUUUCCCUAAGUCACUAUUUGAUCGUUUCCUUUUUUCUUCUUUUCUUGUCGUCUUGUUUCCUUUUCUCCUCUUUUCCCCUCUCCCUCCAUCCCUCCCCUUUUCGAAACAUUUCCUCGUUCAAGAUCGUAUUCAAGGAUUCAAAAUGGCCGCCGCUAUUCUUCUUCCCAAGAUUGCCGCCGUGGCUACCUGCGGCUCGGUCAUCACCGCCGUCAAGACCAGCUGGGAGCUGUCCCGCAUGGUCCGCAAGAAGCGUGCCGAGACCACCAUCGCCGAGGACUCUGACGAGGUUGUCCAGCUUGCUGAGGAUCUCCAGGUCGCCUACUCGGACGGCCUCCUGACCCGCCGCGAGCGUGAUGAGUGGUACGACAGGCUGUUGACCGGUGUUGCCGAGAAGGACUGCAUGGCCAUCACCAAGGUCAAGACCCACGUCAAGCUCCUCCGCCAGCGCGAGCGUGCCAGCCGUGAGCGCAGCCGCGAGCGGAGCCGCAAGAGCAAGGAGGGCUCGUCCCGCAACCGCGACGACUCCCGCAACCGCGAGCCCACCUCCUCGCGCCGCCGCCACACCGUCUCGCACCACGAGCGCGACCAGCGCGAGAACUCCUCGUCCCCGCGCGGCUCCCCCCGCCAGAUCUCCUCGCCCCGUGCCUCGCGCAGCCACCGCCGCAGCGCGAGCGACGUGACCGACUACGGCUCGAGGCGCGUCCGCUUCGGGUCCUCGCCCCGCAAGGACCGCGACCACCCGCAGCACGGCGACCGCCGCGACUACGGCUCCGACUCGGAGCGCUCCGUCCAGGGCCGCCCUCCCACCCCUUACCUGCUGCCCCCUCCCGCCGACAAGCCCUCCCUGCCCGUCUCCCCGCGCAGCCGCGCCCGCGCCAGCACCUUGGGCGGCCUCGGCAUCACCGACAGCCCCCGGGACGAGCGCGAGCCCGUCCGCGUCGGCGGCCGCAAGCGCGCCGUCUCGUACGCCUCGUCGCCCGUCAACACCGAGGACUUCUUCGAGCGCGGCCGCGAGCUCGAGAGGGGCGGCGGCGCCCGCUGGAGGGACAGGCACAGCUCCCGCUGCCCCUCGGACGAGGACGACUGCGCUGCCUGCCGCAGGGACGCAACCCGACGCAACUCCAACACUUCCAACUAGGAUGGCGGUUGUCCAUCUUUUUUUGUUUUGUUGCAUCUUUUCACACGUCGGCCUUGCCUCCUGCGGAGACAAUCCAUCAAAAAUAGUGCAGCAGCCCAGGCGCCUUGCUGCUUGUACCACAAAAGCCCACCAGUCUUCGCUUGUUCCCCCUCCGUAUCUGUCGGCGGGGAAAUGCGCCCUUGAGGAGAAAUGUUUUUGUUUUUUGUUUUCAGCUCCCGACCUCCGGUAAUGGAGGCGGUGCAUAGCAUAGAUCGGAGUUUUCUUUUUCCUUGUUUCUUCAUUUCUGUGGCGUUUGGGUUUCUAUUCUGUUCUUGUUUUCCGAGGUCUCACAGUACAGAAACACGCAAAUGCUGAAUCUGACCCCACCAAACUCUG
Messenger RNA from Gaeumannomyces tritici R3-111a-1, 1610 nucleotides. RefSeq lists its product as hypothetical. The record is from RefSeq and is a predicted model, not a curated record. The transcript is spliced from 2 exons. The coding region runs from base 240 to 1235 and encodes 331 amino acids. Lineage: Eukaryota; Fungi; Ascomycota; Sordariomycetes; Magnaporthales; Magnaporthaceae.